CCUAGCCAGGAACAACGACCCCCACUUUUUCUCUCUUAGGUUUAUCCCGACUCGCCCGUCCUUAACCAAUAAGAAACGAAGAAAAUCAAAAAAAGGAAAAAAAAAAGAAAAGUGAGAGAGAGAGGAAGAGAGGAAAUCAAAAUCAGGUUUCUAUUUUUUUUUUAAAUUUACAUUUGUGUGCUUCUCCUUCUCAAGCGCUUGUAACUUGAAAGAACUGAGUCCGUACGUCUGGAAAAAAUCUCUAGGGUUUUAAGCGGUUGAAACAGAUUAAAAGCCAAACCUACUCUCGAUCUUCAAAAAUCUAGGGUGAAGAAGCUCGAAUUCAAUAUUUGUUUAUAUAAAUAGGGGUAUAUGAGAUAAAACGGCGCCGUAUUUGAUGGACGAGAUCUGGGAGAGAGCGGUGGAGACAGCUUUAGACGGGCAAACGGACCACGCGGCGACUCGAACCUUAACACUUGACGGUGCGGUGAAGUGCGUUCAGGGUCGUCUCCCACCGCCGAGUCUGUUGGAAAAAUUCGAGAAUCUUCAACAUCUUUCCAUCGCCAACAUCGGCGUUUCAUCUCUAGAACAGUUUCCUCGUCUCCGAAAUCUCCAGAAACUCAUCCUUUCCGAUAACAGAAUCGCUGGUGGCCUCGAGUUCCUCGUCGAAGCUGGCCUCGACUCGCUCCGAGACCUCGACCUGUCCAACAAUCGGAUUCAAUAUAUCGAGGAUCUUGCCCCGCUUGCCCAGCUUAAGCUUGUCUCCCUCGAUCUUUAUGAGUGUCCCGUUACCAGAGUUAAGGAUUAUCGAUCUAGGGUUUUUGGGUUAAUAAAAUCGUUAAAAUAUUUGGAUAAAAUGGAUGCGGAGGAGAAUGAAAGGCCGGAGUCGGAUGAUGAGGAGGACGAUGAAGAGGAAGAAGAUGAAGAUGAUCCUGGGAGUGGGGAAAUCGACGGUGAGGAUAGGCCGUACAGAAUAAAUAACGGGCAUAGUGAAGGAGGGGAAGGGAUUGUUGAUGUUGAUGAGGAUGAAGAGAGCGAUGCGGAUGAAGAAGAGACAGAGACAGGUAGAAGAGUAAAUGGGCAAAGCCAUGAGGCUAACGGGUUUCGGAUUGAGGAAGUAGGGAGAGAUGAAGAUGAAGACGAAGAGGAUGAUGAUGAUGAUGAGAAUGAUUCAGGUGAGGAAGUUGAUGAUGAUUAUGAGGAAGAAGAUGAUGUUGUGGAAGUUCAUGAGAUUGGGGAUAGUGAUGAUGAGGAAGAUGGGGUAGAGGAUGAUGAGGAUGACGACGACGACGAGGAUGAUGAGGAGGAAGAGGUAGAUAACGAUGAAGGUGAUUUUGCUGAGCCGGAGAGUACUGGGCGUUUGACGAGCACAGAAGGGGAGAUUGAUGGGCAUGAACAUGGAGAAGAUGAUGGGGAUGAAGAUGAUAAUGGUGAGACUGGUGAGGAAGAGCAAGGUGUUGAAGAUGAUGGGGAAUUUGACGAUGAAGAAGAGGGUGAAGAUGAGGAUGAAGACUUUGGUGAAGGUUACCUGGUUCAACCAGUGGGCCAGGCUGAAGAACAUGAUGCUGGAGGUAGUGAUAUGGACCCAGGGAAUGAAGAAGAUGAUGCAGAAGUGGAGGAGGAAGUUGAAGAUGAUGAGGAAGUUCAGGUGCUGCCAUCGUCUUCACAUCUUAAGAGAAAGAGAAGUGAUGAUGCUGAGAAGGACGAUGAUGUUGAGGAUGACGAGGAGGAAGACGAUGUUGUUGAGUUUGCAAAGGCAUCGAAGAAGCAUCGUUAGCUCUUUCUGAAUUUCCUGAGUUAGAUGUUUUAUUAAUGCUUAAAAAGCUUGGAAACAGGGGAAACUUGAUGUUAGAUUGGUUGAUAGAGUCAGUCUCGGUAGUGAUGUUGGCUGUGUUAUUGGACAAAUGUUUAGGUGAAAAGGAAUUGUAUCUUGGGUGGUACAUGCCUUAGUUCGAAAAGUCGUUAGCCUUUUUCUCCCGCUUGCUCUAUCUUAUAUAGCCGUUACUAUUUGUUAAUUCAAAUGGCAGUUAUAAAGGUUUUACCGCCCAUGUUCAGCUCUCAGGAGUCGGGAGUCUUGUAUUUCUAAAGGGAAAGAAUGGAGGGAAAAGAGAACUUGAUAAAAA
Molecule: messenger RNA, 2102 nt
Organism: Theobroma umbraticum
Lineage: Eukaryota; Viridiplantae; Streptophyta; Magnoliopsida; Malvales; Malvaceae
Product: Leucine-rich repeat (LRR) family protein
Cellular component (GO): nucleus
Molecular function (GO): histone binding
Source: RefSeq, a predicted model, not a curated record